Messenger RNA from Rotaria socialis, 450 nucleotides. NCBI's taxonomy places the organism in Eukaryota, Metazoa, Rotifera, Eurotatoria, Philodinida, Philodinidae. The record is from the annotation of a GenBank genome assembly.
AUGACUACCCAGGUCGAAAAAUCUGACACAAGAUCUUAUGAGAUCUUACAAUAUGAUUGCUCAACCUGGGUAGCACCAAAACGAAGACGACGCGUAUAUCCGUAUCAACUAGAAUUUAAUAAUUGGGCCUUUAAUUUACCGAGUAACAGUAUCGAAAUCAAACAAGCUUGGUCUCAGAUUUCGAACGAUGUCGAUGUUCUUCUCACACACGGCCCACCUGAGAACAUUUUUGAUAAAAAUAGUUUAGGCUUACGUACAGGAUGUGCUCAGUUGCUUGCACGUGUUAAUAUUGUGAAACCUCGUUUACACGUCUUCGGUCAUAUUCACGAAGGAUACGGAAGAAUCGAUUCCGAUUCGACUAUAUUUGUAAAUGCAUCGACUUGUGAUGUGAACUAUCAACCGACUCAAGGACCGAUAGUGAUCGAUUUGGAAUUGAAGGAUAAAAAUUGA